CCGUUGCCUCUGUCUCUCCCUCGCUCACACGCACACAGGUCCCGGUCCACACUUUCAGCCGCUGUCACACCCAACAAACGCACGCGCGACCAAGAACCAGCCCACCGACGACCGCGCGCGCGUCCAUAACCGCCGCCAUCCAUCCAUCCAUGGCGCAGCCGCACAGGCGCGUGCUCCGCGUGGCUCCGCCGGGCUCCGCAGGAGGGGGCGGGGACGGGGAGGCGUUCCCCACGGUGCAGGCCGCGGUGGACGCCGUGCCGCUGGGCAACAGGGAGCGUACCGUCAUCCGCCUCGCCCCGGGGGUGUACCGGGAGCCCGUCUACGUCCCCAAGACCAAGAACUUCAUCACCCUCGCCGGCGCGUCCGCCGAGGCCACCGUCAUCUCCUGGGACAACACCGCCACCCGCAUCAAGCACGCCCAGACAUCCAGGGUCAUUGGGACAGGAACAUUUGGCUGUGGAACGGUUAUCGUCGAGGGAGAGGAUUUCAUUGCAGAGAAUAUCACGUUUCAGAACUCAGCUCCUCAGGGAUCCGGGCAAGCAGUCGCAGUCCGGGUAACAGCAGAUAAGUGUGCCUUCUAUGGUUGCCGGUUCCUUGGUUGGCAGGAUACAUUAUAUUUACAUUAUGGAAAACAAUACUUGAGAGACUGUUACAUUGAGGGUAACUGUGACUUCAUCUUUGGUAACUCUAUUGCCCUUCUGGAACAUUGCCAUAUACAUUGCAAAUCAGCGGGAUUUAUUACUGCCCAUAGUCGGAAAUCCUCUUCAGAGUCGACUGGCUACGUGUUCCUAAGGUGUAUUAUUACAGGAAACGGAGAAGCUGGAUAUAUAUUCCUGGGUCGGCCAUGGGGGCCCUUUGGGAGGGUUGUCUUUGCGCACACUUUUAUGGAUCGCUGUGUUAAGGCCACUGGGUGGCAUAAUUGGGACAAAUCUGAGAAUGAAAGAACCGCUUGCUUCUAUGAGUACAGGUGCUCAGGGCCCGGUUCCCGGUCAUCAAGCAGGGUGUCUUGGUGUAGAGAAUUGCUUGACCUUGAAGCAGAACAGUUCCUUACACACUCCUUCGUUGAUCCAGACCUUGAUAGACCAUGGCUUCUCCAGAUGAUGGCGAUAAAGAUACCAGCUUCAGCGUAGUCUGGUCCCAGGAUCCUAGUUCAAACCUCCUUCGUACCCUAUCUAGUAAAUAAAUUUGGGGAAUGUAUUAUAAGUUUAUCACAUUUAUUCACUUUUGUAUCCAUGUUUAUCAUAUAUUCUUUUUGUUUA
Molecule: messenger RNA, 1259 nt
Organism: Triticum urartu
Lineage: Eukaryota; Viridiplantae; Streptophyta; Magnoliopsida; Poales; Poaceae
Gene: PME31
Product: pectin methylesterase 31
Biological process (GO): pectin catabolic process; cell wall modification
Molecular function (GO): pectinesterase activity
Source: RefSeq, a predicted model, not a curated record